AUGGCCACGAACCCAUCCCCAUUUCUAGAUCCCGGUACCCAUGCAUCUACGAACAAUCUCGGCAUCCUACAAUUGCGACGCGACCAAUUGAUCCCAGCCGUCCUCACACUAGAAACCACCCCGGAUUACGCAGAGGGCAAGGUCGAAAACACCCGUUUCGGAUCAUUCCCGCACAGCACACUCGUGGGCCAGCCAUGGGGUACACAAAUCUUAGCAUCAGUGGUCGACACUGGAUCGCGAGGAAAAUCGAAAAAGAGGAAGCGGGACGGCAAAGAUGAGGCAGAGACACCAGGAUCGGACGCGAAAGAGGCCAAGAAGGACAUCGUGAAGGCUGCAGCGGCAAGCAGUGGCUUUGCGCAUUUGGUACCGCCUACGCCAGAGACAUGGACGCUCUCAUUACCGCACCGGACGCAAGUCGUCUACACACCCGAUUACAGCUAUAUCCUCCAAAGACUGCGAGUACGGCCAGGCGACCACAUUAUCGAGGCAGGCGCGGGGAGUGGCAGCUUUACACACGCUUCGGUGAGGGCAGUAUACAACGGGUACCCAGGGCAACAAGAGACCUCCAACGGCACCGAAGAGCCAGACGAAGAAGCAGUCGGCGUGACCAAGAAGCGCAAGCGCAGCAAGCGUCACGGCGGAGUCUACAGCUUCGAAUACCACGAGCCACGCGCAAAGCAGCUCCAAGUCGAAAUCAAAGAACACGGCCUCGACCCCCUCGUCACCGUAACCCAUCGCGACGUCUACAAUGACGGCUUCUGCCUCGACACCACCAAUGGCCCUGACGCAGACGCGAUCUUCCUCGACCUGCCCGCCCCCUGGCAGGCGCUCAAACAUCUCACGCGCUCGCCCCCAUCCUCUGACGCCCUGAAAUCCGUCGCAGCACAAUCCGACCCUUCAACGCCCCUACCAGAAGACUCGACCACGACCACAUCCACAGACCCCAAACCCUUCCGUACGCCGCUCAACCCCCUCAAACCAAUCCGCAUAUGCACCUUCUCCCCCUGCAUCGAACAAGUCACCCGCACUGUCUCCGCCCUGCGCACCUACGGCUGGCUCGAAAUCGACAUGGUCGAGAUCGCCGCUAAGCGACUCGAAGUGCGUCGCGAGCGCGUCGGGCUCGCCGAAGAAGGCGUACGCGGCGGGAACGCCACACCAGCCAGUGUCCAGGAAGCCGUGCAGCGACUGCGCGACGUCGAAGGCCGAGCCGCCGUGUUCCACAGCCUGCAGAAGGAGAAGCAGGAGGAAGUCAUGCGGCGCGCGGAGGCGCGGAAGAGAGGCGAAGACGUGGAGGUCGGCAAGGAGAAGAAGGUGGGUGGGAAGAAGGAAGGCGUGCCGCCGGGGAAAGCGGAGAGGGUGGAGAAGACGAAGAAAGAGGCGGAGAGUCGGACGUUGUUCAAGGAGGGCAGGUUGGUGCAUCGCACGGAGCCGGAACUCAAGACACACACGAGUUACUUGGUGUUUGCGGUGCUGCCGCGGGAGUGGAGUAGGGAGGAUGAGGAGAAGGCGAGGAAGCAGUGGGGUGCGGGUGGGAAGAAGAAGUGA
This is a messenger RNA of Parastagonospora nodorum SN15, 1545 nucleotides long. RefSeq lists its product as hypothetical. The transcript has a single exon. The coding region runs from base 1 to 1545 and encodes 514 amino acids. The record is from RefSeq and is a predicted model, not a curated record. Gene Ontology annotation, biological process: tRNA methylation. Lineage: Eukaryota; Fungi; Ascomycota; Dothideomycetes; Pleosporales; Phaeosphaeriaceae. Gene Ontology annotation, cellular component: nucleus; tRNA (m1A) methyltransferase complex.